AUGGCUCUAGCUGAAAAGCUGCAAAGAGAAGUAACGGAUGCACUGGAAGCACAGCACACAGCCGACGCCUUUGAAAGCGACAGGCGCUCGCAGUUUAAUGGCAACGGCAGCGGCUGCAGCAGCACAAGGUCGGCUGCUGAAAGCUGGACUGCACAACGGAGGUCAGAGAGGCGCCUGCGACUGCGCUCUACGAAUGCCAGAAAGCUGCUGCCGGGGUUUGAGGCCCUACUACGGCGGCACCAGCGGUGCCCUUACUUGCUGCUGCUGGCAAGACACUGCAGCAUCCCGCAGGCGGCCCGCCGAGCCUCUGCACAGUGGAAGAAGGAGGCGCGGAGCAGCCGGAACAAGAGCUGCACCAGCGGGAGCAGCAACAGAUGCCUAAUCAGUGAGACCCCUGCUUUGGAUUGGGCUGUUCCGACGGAGCGUGUGGCAGCUUUUGCUGUUGCCGCCGCUCAAAGAGUUGUGCCUUCGUCUUUACUCGGGUCCGCGCACAACUACCGCCUUUUUUUGCGGCGGGUACGGCAGUUCGUCUGUCUUAAUUCUAAAGAGACCUUUUCCCUUCACCAGCUGAUGCAGCGCAUGCAGACAGGCGCCCCUAGUGGGCGGCGCAGCGCCAGAAAGCAGCAAAAACUCAACGGAGGCUCCCGGCAUCCAGCUGGUCCCAACAGCAGCGGCCUUAGCGUGCUGCAACAACAGACCCGGAGAAAGAACCGCAUGGAACAACAAGAGAGAAAAAACCACUUGCAAAGAAUUUUGUUCCUUCUAUUUUGCCACUUCAUUGUCCCUCUCCUGAGAAACCAUUUUUAUGUCACCGAAGCCGAAUCCUCUCAAAGGCGCUCGCGAUACUUUAGGAAAGGUGUUUGGUUUGUCAUUGAGCGCGCGGCCUCCGCACGGCUGUACGCUGAAUGCUUCAGGCCAAGACAAAACGCUGCGCAGCUGCCCAAAAGCCCCUCUACUAUGACUGUUGCUGGAGAAGGUUCUAAAUUGGAGGCUUCUGCAGCAGACAAGUCGGCUCAGGCUGCACCGAAAGUUACAACCGAACCUCUGCGUUGUAAACGCCUGGCCUGUGCUGCUACCAUCAGUAAUUCUGGGAGCGUCAAGAGGCCUCGACAUUUAAAGCCGCUCAGCAUGCAGAACGGCGAUUCCAAAAUUAUUCGCCCCUACUGCAGAAGCAUGUGUAGCUGCAAUUCUAGCAGCGAAAGUUGCAAACGGAGUGAUUGUUGCAGCAGCGCCUGCAGCAGCAUGAAUUGUAUACAGCGGAAACGCGAGGACGAAAAACCCUGCUGCAGAAUGCUACGAGCCAAUUUUCUUACUGCGGCUGUAUCUGCAGCGCUUGCUGCCCCACUUGCAGUGACUGGUGCAAAUUCAGCAAAAGCAGUCCUACCCUCAUCUCUAGCUGCAUCAGCUGUUCCCCGCAUUCGUUUCUUGCCAAAGCUCCGCGGCUGCCGCCCUCUCGUCAAUCUGUCAAGAGGGCCCAGUGGUGCGCUCUUGGCGCGUUUGCUGCUGGCGGUGCAACAGCAGUGUGUGGCUCAUCCGCAGCUGCAGCAUCAACAGGCCGCCUGCCCAAACGCCUUUCCACCUCUGGCGCCGCCCCCUUCGAGGGAGCAGUUGCCCGCAGCAGCUACAACCGUAGGACUGGACGCUGCCUCGCUUAACGGCGUUCGUCCUCCCUCCACCUAUGGCCAGUACCUCCGCACUUUGCUGCAGGAAGGAGACUCUAGCAGGCGGGGGCACUGGGGCCCUGCAAGCCCUCAUCGUGAACGGUGCAAUUCCCUCUCGGUAAAUUCUGUGCUUCGACCUGUGUGCCAGCACCUAUCAGCCCUUUGCCGUUUCUACCCGGAGUCCCUGGGCUGCUCUGUCAUGUCCAACUCCCAGGUGUAUAUACAGCUCCUCAAGUGGUGGCGGCGGUACCAGCGACAAUGCGGGCGCCUGCGGCGCCUGCUCCAGCGGGAGGGUCCGCGACACGGCAUCCGUCGAGUGUACAUACACCGCAUGCAGCGCGUGGUUGGAGACAUGAGUCGGUGCUUCGAGAGUAUUUCUCAUGAAGAGCUGCAGUCUCUUGUAUUGAGAAUGCCGCUUCCACCAUUCGUCCACCGCCUUCAGGUGUACAGACGCGUUACCACUCCUGGGGCCCUCUACUCUGUCGCAUCCAAGGCGGAGGGCUCGGCAUUCUCCUCCUACCGGAGAGCAGCUGCAACAGGCGCCCGCAUAGGAACCUCGACGUUUGGGGUUCUUGAUGAAUUCUGCGUCCCCCCUAUGCCUUCAGGCCACCCUCCGUGCCUCUCAGCGCUCCUAAGGGGUAUUAGGCGCAACUCAAACAGGUCCUCAAAGCUUUCAGCCAUCAACGCGGCAGUAGCAGGCACUGCAGCUCGUAUCGGCAGCAGGAAUGCAGCUCCAUCACGGGCAAACGAAGGAGGUGCGGCAAAGCCAUGGCCCCCACUGCUGCCCCCAACACAGGCUGGCCAGCUUUCGAAGACCGAGGGUUUCGCUUCCUUCCAGCACCAGGAACCAGCAGUGGGAUUGUCGCUGGCUGCUGUCACAACAGGCGUUGCUGCAGUGACAACAUCAGUGGCAGGAAGAGCAGCAGCGCUGCCUCUUCAUUCGGAAGCAAUCCACAGAGGAAAGCGUCAAAAGCUUUCUAAAGUGCCUGAAAUCACCUGCAAAUCAAACGUCGCUCUAGAGCCGCUGCUGAGCGGCUCUAACCUGUCAGGACUUCUCUGUGCGCUGUUUUACGGAGACAGAGACGCACACCCAGAAGUCCAACGUCUCCUAAAAGGUCAAUCGGGUGGCCGUGCUGUGUGCCGCCAGCUCAGCAGAAGCCGUGAGUGCUUCACUCGAGCGUCUCUUCAUCCGGCGGUGCAGAAACAUGUACCGGGGAAAUUGCAGGGGCCACAGAAGGAAACAUUCCCAGCUCUAGAGGGUUUUGAACUUUUCUGGGAGGCCCCAAAUCUUUCUAUUUGCGGGCCUACCCCUCCCAGCAGCUUCAUUUCCUGCGAUCCGCUUCUGUUUGAGGUAUCACAAAGCUGUGCUGCGCCGAGGCAGCGAAGGUCGGGCAAAGUCGAACGGACGGCAAACCAGAGCCCUUGUGCUGCAACGAAGCAGGAGCAACGGCACAAAGCGGAAGAUGAAGGAAUUGAGAGCAAGUCAGCAGUCGGUCCGUCUGCCGCUACUCCUGCUGGCCCAGCCACAACAGCAGAUCUCUCCACGGCAUUUCGUGCGGCUUCUCACACAGAAGCAAAUGUGGGGUCCCAACGUUAA
Messenger RNA from Cyclospora cayetanensis, 3258 nucleotides. RefSeq lists its product as uncharacterized. Gene Ontology annotation, molecular function: telomeric repeat DNA binding; telomerase RNA binding. Gene Ontology annotation, cellular component: telomerase catalytic core complex. Lineage: Eukaryota; Apicomplexa; Conoidasida; Eucoccidiorida; Eimeriidae. The transcript is spliced from 6 exons. Gene Ontology annotation, biological process: telomere maintenance via telomerase. The record is from RefSeq and is a predicted model, not a curated record. Bases 1 to 3258 code for a protein of 1085 amino acids.